This is a messenger RNA of Actinia tenebrosa (Australian red waratah sea anemone), 3018 nucleotides long. Its product is annotated as very long chain fatty acid elongase 4. The record is from RefSeq and is a predicted model, not a curated record. Gene Ontology annotation, cellular component: endoplasmic reticulum membrane. Lineage: Eukaryota; Metazoa; Cnidaria; Anthozoa; Actiniaria; Actiniidae. Gene Ontology annotation, biological process: very long-chain fatty acid biosynthetic process; fatty acid elongation, saturated fatty acid; fatty acid elongation, monounsaturated fatty acid. Gene Ontology annotation, molecular function: fatty acid elongase activity.
UAUUAAUAAAAAUAAUCUUACCUCCCACAGCCAUUACAAAAUCAUAAUAGGUUGAUAGACGUUGACUUGAGGCCAUGAUCAACAGACUGAGGUUUGUGAAAUAGAAAAGUUGAUCGAUUACGCAAGAUCAAGAUUCAUGGCAGCUCCAACCUGAUCGACCUGAUCAUGGCUCACAAAAUAUCGCACAAAAUAUACAGUUUCUAGUGCAAAGCUUAAUCAAUUGAGCUUAAAGAGCUGCAUUAAACCUGAGUGUUUAGCAUUAAAACAGAGAUAUAUCUGUCAACCCUAGCUGUAACCAAGAUGCUCUUUCGAUAUCCGCCUUCACUUGCAGUUUCUUAGAUAUAAGAUACAGUCUGUAUCGCAAGAGGCCGGAGUACGCUAGCCAUCAUGUUUACCUCAUGGAUAGAAGACUUCCACCAGUUUUAUCGUUUUGCAGAUGCAAACAGUGAUCCAAGGACAUCAGAAUGGCCAUUAGUCAAACACUUUCAAGGGCCUGUUGUCUUGAUUCUUGUAUACCUUACGAUAGUGUUAGUUGGGCCAAAACUAAUGGGAAAUAGAAAACCUUUCCAACUAAAGUGGCCCAUGGCAAUUUACAAUGCAGCUAUGACCAUACUCAAUUUGUACAUAUUCAUUGAGGUUUUCCUGUCAACAAUGGAUGCAGGCUACAGUUACUCAUGUCAGGAAGUCAAGUAUACAGAUGACUCUAAGGAGUUGAGGAUUGCAGCAGUACUGUGGUGGUUUUAUUUAUCUAAGAUUCUAGAGUUUCUUGAUACUAUUUUUUUCAUAUUGAGAAAGAAGAACAACCAGAUCAGUUUUCUUCAUGUAUAUCAUCAUUCAUCUAUGGUAAUGUUGUGGUGGAUUGGCAUUAAAUGGGUUGCUGGUGGACAGUCAUUCUUCAGUGCAAUGAUAAACUCCUUCAUCCAUGUCAUCAUGUAUACCUAUUAUGGACUAUCAGUGUUUCCAGCACUUCGUGACUACUUGUGGUGGAAAAAGUUUCUCACCCAAUUUCAACUGCUUCAGUUCUGCACAGUCUUCUGUCAUGGUAUUGUAAGUCUUAAACGCAAGUGUAAGUUCCCCUUAUGGAUGCAGUACGCACUUCUUGCUUACAUGGUUUCCUUUCUUGUUCUAUUUUCUAAUUUCUACUUGCAUUCUUAUAUCGUGAAAAACCAGCAUUCUAAAAAAUCCUCAUCCCAAUGCAAACAAGCCAAAACUACUAAAGGAAAGAAGGAAAAUUAGCUUAUGUCUACGCUAGAAACCCCAUUUAUAUAUAGCAAAUGGGCAACUCACUAUCAUAAUGGAAAAAAAGCAUCUUAGAUGUACAUGUAGUCAUACUAGAAGGGUUUGACUUGCUAACCAGGACUCAAGACAUUGAUUCUGCUUCAAACAUUUCUGUUCAAUUUCAUUAUUUCCUCGCUUCAUUAGCUCUCAUUCCAAAACCUGUACAAAUCAUUUGUUGUGAGCUCUCGAUUUUCUGUAGUUGCUUCAAAAAACAAUUCAAAAUUGUUUUUGCAAUGACGCCAAGAUAACUUCAUUUGACCUGACUGUUUAAGUGUGAGGGCACUAUGAUAUCAAGGGUUAUAUUUGAGUGUGAGGGCACUAUGAUAUCAAGGGUUAUUUGAGUGUGAGGGCACUAUGAUAUCAAGGGUUAUUUGAGUAUGAGGGCACUAUGAUAUCAAGGGUUAUUUGAGUGUGAGGGCACUAUGAUAUCAAGGGUUAUUUGAGUAUGAGGGCACUAUGAUAUCAAGGGCUAUUUGAGUGUGAGGGCACUAUGAUAUCAAGGGUUAUUUGAGUGUGAGGGCACUAUGAUAUCAAACAUUGUGUACGAUAGUUACAUGCCCAACAGAUAACAUUAGUUGUCUAUAAAUACAUAAAGUAUUAUGUUUAUUGUACACACUAGUAACGAUCUCUCUCAAUGCAUAUCUCCAUACAGGGGCGUAUCCAGGGGGUCACAGGGUGCCCGUGACCCCCCCUUUCAAAGCCAAAAAAAUCUAACCGGCCGUUGAUGCAGUGUGUAUAGAUAUGUUUAGACUUGACUUAAGCAGUUAAGAAAAUCAGUUCUCUCGCUUCUCGGAGCCGUCUUUUCGUUUCGUUUCAAAUAAAAAUUGUUUGAAAUCCAAAUUAUUCAUUGGGCUUCCUGAUCAAAACGUUCCAUAUAUGGACAUGACCAAAAGCCAAAAGCCCGCGAAACCUCACUUUAACUUUUUCUUGAUAGGUGUUGGUGAUUAAUUAACGUAUCUUUUAUUGUUUCGUCCUACAGAACGCUUUUUGUUUCAAUUAUAGCCGCGUACGUUGUUCUGUUCCCCUCUAUCGACCAUGUUCCUUUUUCGUCAAAACAAUAGAUUGCUAUGACGUCAUAUUGACGUCAUAUGACGUCAUAGUGACAAUUUGGUAUGUAAGGAUCCCCCCCUCCCCCCAAUUGCAAAUUCUGGAUACGCCCCUGCCAUAGAUAUGUUGGUGUUUAUAAAUUUGAACUUUAUUAUCAUUACUGUUAUCAAAAAUACGUACUGGUUAUUUACACUAAUUUAUAAAACAUGCAAUCACUUUGCUUAUUUUUUUCUUGUUUUGGCACAGCUUUUAAAAGCUUAUUAUGUUCCCUAUCAUAUACUAUUACAUGCAUGGAUGCUUUGCCUACCACCGUCUACCUUUACUAUCACUGAGUACACAUGUUGAUGUACUCUGUGCAGCUAACACUAUCAUAGACUAUGAAAAUGUCUAUACAGCGCUUCCUGAUCACACGCGCGAAAUUGUACAAGAGCUGUAGUAUCGUGAAAACCUCUUAAUGAUUGACGUCCACCAAAACUUCUCCUUUGUCGCAAAGGCAAAUCGUACAAUUUCGCGCGUGCGAUUGGGAAAAUGAGUUUCUGCCAAUCAUCUUACAAGCCAGGCUGUUCAAACCUGUUCUAUUGAAGCAAAUCUGAUGACAUUAGGCUUGAAGUGAGAGGUGGUCAGUAUGAAUUGGACAUAAGCAAAAAACACCGAAACUAAAGACGAUAAUGAAAUAAACCAAUUAAACAUAAA